Haliotis rufescens (red abalone) is the source of this 3196-nucleotide messenger RNA. RefSeq lists its product as uncharacterized. Lineage: Eukaryota; Metazoa; Mollusca; Gastropoda; Lepetellida; Haliotidae. Bases 369 to 1859 code for a protein of 496 amino acids. The record is from RefSeq and is a predicted model, not a curated record. The transcript has 2 exons.
UGUUCUGUUCUUCAAUAACGACUUCAUUCUAAUUUUGAAGAAAUGCAUAUUUCGGGGCUGUAAAUAUAUCAGGAUUCACUGCAAUUGAAAAGGUUCCUAUGUAAUUUUUUUCAUGCAAAUGAAAUCACUAUAUGAUCUAUAUAUUCUUCCAGAAUGUCGCGACAAGACAGAACUCUUCUGUCAAUGGAAAACACAAACGCACCGUUCUCCGCCGUGGACUGGUCCCUUGUCUCUGUUGCGCACGCUACGCAAGGGCUUUGUGCAGACAGGCAGUUGAGUGGCAGUUCACUCCUAUGGCCACAGCCUAAGCCACUUCCGGAGCGCUUGGCGGUUUUACGUUUAGAACUUGAUGAGUGAAAGAAGACACAAUGUCUGGAAGGACGUACUGUUGUGUGGUGGGCUGCUCCAACUAUAGCGGCAAGGUAGUGCAUGGCAGGACCGUAAGCUUACAUCGUUUUCCUUCAGGAAACUCUUCAAGGAAUCGUAAGUUAAAGAGUAUAUGGUCAUGUAGACUCGGUAGGACAAACUUCACAGUGAGAUCCUGGACCCGGUUGUGCUCGGAACACUUCGAGGGAAGACGAGGACCUACCUCCGAGGUGAAUCUGCCGUCCAUAUUCCACCACAAAGUCUUCAAAAGUACCAAGUUACAGGACCUGUAUGUUGUCACACCUGACGCUGCACAUGAAGAACAGGAGAAUUCAGCAACUGAUAGUGAAACCGAGGCCACCCGACGCAGGUCCCCUCCCCGACUGAUGUCCCCUUCCUCCCUAUCCCGCCUUGACGUAUCGGUACUGAUGCAUGACUACGUGGACAGGCUGGACACAGAGGACAUCAGAACAGUUGCAGACUUCCGACAUCAGGAAGUAACCGUUACACCAUGUGCACAAGAUGCAUGUACACAGACAAACUUUCCUGUAAGCAUGACCGACAAUUCCCAUUUAACCGACCACAGCAACAGUCACAGGCCUUGGCUCACUGUGGAUGACCUUGCUGAUGCAGAGAUGAUGUUUUAUACUGGUUUGCCAGACAAGAACAGCUUCACUGUGUUGUUUGAUGAACUUACUGAAGAUUCUGAUACAAACAAACAUGAAUUAAAGCCCCAUGAACUUACUCUAAAGGAUCAAUUUUUUAUGGUGCUCAUGAGACUACGUCUUGGCCUUUUGGUGUUGGACUUGGCAAAGCGGUUUCGGGUAUCUGCUUCAGCUGUCAGUUCAAUUUUCAAUUCUUGGAUUGACAAAAUGUAUUUUGGCCUUAGUUUCCAAAUAUACUGGCCAUCACAAGAAACUGUGAGACUUAACAUGCCAGAGUCCUGUCAGUCAACGUACCCAACCACGCGAGUUGUCAUAGCUUGUACUGAGGUGUAUACUGAAACUCCUGACUCACUGGGAAACAGAACUCUGAUAUACUCGGAUUACAAAAGGCUCAGGACAUGGAAGGUUUUGGUGGGAACUAGUCCAUCGGGAGUCGUCACAUACGUCAGUGACCUUUGGUCAGGAAGCAUUUCUGACAAACAGAUUACUGAAGAGAGUGGAAUUCUUAAUGGGUUGGACAGUGACGAUGGAGUAAUCGCAGAUGAAGGAUUUCAGAUUGCAGAUCUACUGUGUUCAAAGAAUGUCCAUUUGAUAAUUCCACCAAAGAAGGAAAAGAACUGUAAAUUAACUGAAAGAGAGGUUGAGAGUAUGAGAAAAAUUGCAAACUUGCGUAUUCAUGUUGAAAAGGCAAUAGAGCGAAUUAAACAUUUUCGGAUCUUACAAGGUGUCAUUCCCCUCACAAGAAGUGAACAAGUUUCCAAGAUUUUCUAUAUAUGUGCUGCACUGAGUAACCUCCAGCCACCACUUGUAACCAUGGUAACACAUUAAGGUCAUUUCAAGAGGAUAAUCCAAAACAUAACUAAUUAUGCAAUUAUCAUCACUCUGAAAUGACCUUGUGUCAAGUGUGCUUCAUAUCUCAAAAAUGAAUAUAAUGAAUUGUUUGGUGGUCUAGUGUGUGACCAGGACCAGUUUUGUCCUUGAAUUCUCAAUAUUUCUGUACCAUGGCAUAUGUAGCCUGUAUGUACACAUGGCAGUAAUAUCAUUAAGUACUCAGAGAUCAUACCACUGUCUGUGUGUGCUGUAAUACCAUUACUAAAGUCCAUUCACGUGACUAGAGGUUGUAAUCCUGGUAAUGGUUUAGGGAGGAAGAUUUCUGUUGUAUUUUCUGUUUGAAUGAAACCUGACCUGCACAUGCUACUUUUCACAUUGCGCUUUGCAGCUCUACUUUCAACUGGUGUAUAUAUAUGUAUAUGUUUCUGUCAUGUAGCACUUUUAUACCUGCUGAAUGUAUAUUUUCUGCAUAGGUCUUCAGUGCUGAAAUAACAUAAUUUUCACUGGACAUAAAUGUUAUAUUCACAUAGAUUCUUGCGACUGAAGCAAAAUUAAUGUGAUUGAACUGUGUGUUCCCGUAUACACAAUCAGUCUGGGACUUUAACCACCAGUCCAUGGUGUGACUAAACCUUGUGUUCCUGUAUACACAAUCAGUCUAGGACUUUAGCCACUAAUCCAUGGUGUGACUAAACCUUGUGUUCCCCUAUACACAAUCAGUCUGGGACUUUAGCCACCAGUCCAUGGUGUGACUAAACCUUGUGUUCCCCUAUACACAAUCAGUCUGGGACUUUAGCCACUAGUCCAUGGUGUGACUAAACCUUGUGUUCCCCUAUACACAAUCAGUCUGGGACUUUAACCACUAGUCCAUGGUGUGACUAAACCUUGUGUUCCCCUAUGCACAAUCAGUCUGGGACUUUAGCCACUCGUCCAUGGUGUGACUAAACCUUGUGUUCCCCUAUACACAAUCAGUCUGGGACUUUAGCCACUAGUCCAUGGUGUGACUAAACCUUGUGUUCCCCUAUACACAAUCAGUCUGGGACUUUAGCCACUAGUCCAUGGUGUGACUAAACCUUGUGUUCCCCUAUGCACAAUCAGUCUGGGACUUUAGCCACUAGUCCAUGGUGUGACUAAACCUUGUGUUCCCCUAUACACAAUCAGUCUGGGACUUUAGCCACUAGUCCAUGGUGUGACUAAACCUUGUGUUCCCCUAUACACAAUCAGUCUGGGACUUUAGCCACUAGUCCAUGGUGUGACUAAACCUUGUGUUCCCCUAUACACAAUCAGUCUGGGACUUUAACCACUAGUUUUGACUCAUUAAAUGAGAUAUAACAGUU